AUGCGCAGUCGCUCCGCCUUCGGGCCGGCCGUACGCCGGCCGUGCGUCAAGAUGGCUGCCUCCGUGCCGCGCACGCUGCUGAGGCUGUUGCCUAACCUCUUGCGAAGUUCUUAUGGCGUGCAGGUUCCCCUCCGGGCACUUUGCACUAAAGAUCCUCCGGAAGAAGGUUCUCCAUCCUCACUUCCUGUGUCCCCUUAUGAGAAUGAGCCUUGGAAAUACCUGGAAUCAGAAGAAUACCAGGACCGCUACGGUUCUCGACCUGUGUGGGCUGACUACCGCCGCAACCACAAAGGUGGUAUACCGCCACAGCGGACCCGAAAGACAUGCAUUCGUAAAAAUAAAGUUGCUGGGAACCCUUGCCCCAUCUGCCGCGAUCACAAGUUGCAUGUUGACUUUAGGAAUGUGAAACUCUUGGAACAGUUCGUUUGUGCCCACACGGGUAUCAUCUUCCACGCCCCGUACACAGGGGUCUGUAUGAAGCAGCACAAGAAACUGACCCAGGCCAUCCAGAAAGCCAGGGAGUGUGGUCUUCUCAGUUACUACAUUCCCCAGGUUGAGCCCCGAGAUGGUGACUUCCGAACUGUUCAUGGAGCUGUCAGUGUUACUCCGCCAGCCCCCACAUUGUUGUCCGGCGAGCCUUGGUACCCGUGGUACAGCUGGCAACAGCCACCAGAGAGAGAACUGUCCCGCCUUCGCCGGCUCUAUCAAGGAAACCUCCUAGAAGAAAGUGGCCCCCCGCCUGAGUCGAUGCCACAGGUGCCCGCUGCACCUGCAGCAGAAACCUCCGCCGAGCAGACGGGCUCCCAGAGUGCUUAGGGCUUAUGGGCCGGGAGGGAUAGUGUCUGGGUUCUGUGAUGGCAUGUGUCUGAGACCCUAAGGAAGUGACUGCUGCAGAGGACAAACACGUGAGAAAUUGGAGAGGGGUUCGGAUAUGAACGGGAGUCUGGACUGGUGUGCACUUGAAAGUCUGUCUCUAUUUUAAACCUGCUGGCCCAGCGUUUCUACAAUAAAGCUGACUCUUCUGUCCCUGGC
Molecule: messenger RNA, 1032 nt
Organism: Microtus oregoni (creeping vole)
Lineage: Eukaryota; Metazoa; Chordata; Mammalia; Rodentia; Cricetidae
Gene: Mrps18b
Product: mitochondrial ribosomal protein S18B
Exons: 7
Coding region: 1-816 (271 amino acids)
Biological process (GO): mitochondrial translation
Cellular component (GO): mitochondrion; ribosome
Molecular function (GO): structural constituent of ribosome
Source: RefSeq, a predicted model, not a curated record